CGGAACCGGAACCGACAGCGGGUUGCCAGGGCCUGGAGAGGGCUGGCGGCGGCUGUCUCGCUCGCACUGGACCUGCCGCCACUAAAGAUCCAGCCCAGCACUGUCGCAUCUGACCCGUAGACGGGUAUCCCACCCCUCCCCCCGUACACACUCUGAGAGGAGCAGACUAGUCACUUGAGAACUUCAUCUUGGAUGGAGAAGCAGCCCAGAAUCCACCGGCAGGCUGUCGGUUCCUUACUGGAGAAUUUGGCCACAAAGAGUUGCCAAGAUAGCUGGGCCAGGAAGAAAGCGCCGCAGCCCUGACCCAGACGCUGUUGCCGACCCCGGGGCACUCUGGCUGUCAUCCAAGCGGCUCAAGAUGUCUGGCGGGGCCAGUGCUACGGGCCCGAGGAGAGGGCCCCCCGGACUGGAGGAGGCCACUAGUAAGAAGAAGCAAAAGGAUCGAGCAAACCAGGAGAGCAAGGAUGGAGAUCCUAGGAGAGGAUCCCUGUCCACUCCACGAGAGGAGCAGCCCAAAGAGGAGCUCUUGCUUGAUUGGAGGCAGAGUGCAGACGAGGUGAUUGUCAAGCUGCGUGUGGGAACAGGUCCCCUGCGGCUGGAGGAGGUGGAUGCUGCUUUCACAGACACGGACUGUGUGGUUCGGCUUCCAGGCGGUCGGCAGUGGGGUGGUGUCUUUUACGCUGAGAUAGAAAGUUCUCGCGCCAAAGUACAGCCCCGUAAGGGUGGCCUUCUACAGUUAGCGCUGCCCAAGAAGGUGCCUCUGCUCACGUGGCCCUCUCUCCUGAAGAAACCUCUAGGGACCCAGGAGCUGGUGCCGGGGGUGCAAUGCCAGGAGAAUGGGCAGGAGCCGUCUCCCAUUCCCCUGGAGCCAGGCCCUGAGCCCCGCCGAGCUAAGCAGGAGGCCCGGAACCAGAAGCGGGCCCAGGGCCGUGGUGAGGUAGGCUCAGGGGCUGGCCCCGGGGCCCAGGCAGGGCCCAGCGCCAAGAGGGCUGUGCAUCUCUGCAGAGGGCCAGAGGGGGAAGGGUCCAGGGAUGGCCCUGGACCCCGGGGUGAUGCCCCACCCUUCCUGGCUGACUCGGCCACCCAGGUUGAGGCUGAGGAACAGCUCCGCAAACCACUGCUGAACGCUGCAACCUGUCUGCUGGCCUCAGAGGAGAAUUUAGCCCUUCUGGCAGGAGAGAAGGUGGUGUCCCCCGGAACUGCCCCAGUCUCCCCAGCCAUGGCCCUGAACAGGGACCUUGGGAAAGAUGACCCUGUCAAGGAGGAGAUGGCAGCGGCUGCAGAUGCUGCGACCUUGGUGGAUGGUAAAGAGCCCGCCAUGGUGAACCUGGCGUUCGUUAAGAACGACUCCUACGAGAAAGGGCCCGAUGCGGUUGUGGUGCACGUGUACCUGAAGGAGAUCCGCAGGGACACCUCGCGAGUGCUCUUCCGGGAGCAGGACUUCACGCUCAUCUUCCAGACCAGGGACGGAAACUUCCUGAGGCUGCACCCAGGCUGUGGGCCCCACACCAUCUUCCGUUGGCAGGUGAAGCUCAGGAACUUGAUUGAGCCAGAGCAGUGCACGUUUUGUUUCACGGCCUCUCGGAUCGACAUUUGCCUCCGGAAGCGGCAGAGUCAGCGCUGGGGGGGCCUGGAGGCCCCGGCUGCACGAGGUGCAGUGGGUGGUGCAAAGGUUGCCGUGCCGACAGGUCCAACCCCUCUGGAUUCAACCCCGCCCGGAGGUGCUCCCCAUUCCCUGACAGGCCAGGAGGAAGCCCGGGCUGUGGAGAAGGAUAAACCCAAGACUCGAUCUGACGACACGGGGCUGGAUGGUGUGGCGGCCCGUACGCCCCUGGAGCAUGUAGCCCCAAAGCCAGAGCCUCACCUGGCCUCGCCCAAGCCCACGUGUAUGGUGCCUCCGAUGCCCCAUAGUCCUGUGAGUGGAGACAGUGUGGAGGAGGAAGAGGAAGAAGAAAAGAAGGUGUGCCUACCAGGCUUCACUGGCCUUGUCAAUUUAGGCAACACCUGCUUCAUGAACAGUGUCAUUCAGUCUCUGUCCAAUACUCGAGAGCUCCGAGACUUCUUCCAUGACCGCUCCUUUGAGGCUGAGAUCAACUACAACAACCCUCUGGGGACCGGCGGGCGUCUGGCCAUCGGUUUUGCUGUGUUGCUCCGGGCACUGUGGAAGGGCACCCACCAUGCCUUUCAGCCUUCCAAGUUGAAGGCCAUCGUGGCAAGCAAGGCCAGCCAGUUCACAGGCUACGCACAGCAUGAUGCUCAGGAGUUCAUGGCUUUCCUCCUGGAUGGGCUGCACGAGGACCUGAAUCGCAUCCAGAACAAGCCCUACACAGAGACCGUGGACUCAGACGGGCGGCCCGACGAGGUGGUAGCUGAGGAAGCAUGGCAGCGGCACAAGAUGAGGAACGACUCCUUCAUCGUGGACCUGUUUCAGGGCCAGUACAAGUCGAAGCUGGUGUGCCCUGUGUGUGCCAAGGUCUCCAUCACUUUUGACCCGUUCCUUUAUCUGCCGGUGCCCUUGCCACAAAAGCAGAAGGUUCUCCCCGUCUUCUAUUUUGCCCGAGAGCCUCACAGCAAGCCCGUGAAGUUCCUGGUGAGCGUUAGCAAGGAGAGCUCCAGUGCGAGCGAGGUGUUGGACUCCCUGUCUCAGAGUGUCCACGUGAAGCCUGAGAACCUGCGUCUGGCUGAGGUGAUUAAGAAUCGCUUCCAUCGUGUGUUCCUGCCUUCCCACUCACUGGACACUGUGUCCCCAUCUGAUGUGCUCCUCUGCUUUGAGCUGCUGUCUCCAGAGUUGGCUAAGGAAAGGGUAGUGGUGCUAGAGGUACAACAGCGCCCCCAGGUGCCCAGCAUCCCCAUCUCCAAGUGUGCUGCCUGCCAGCGGAAGCAGCAGUCAGAGGAGGAGAAGCUGAAGCGCUGUACCCGGUGCUACCGUGUGGGCUACUGCAACCAGCUUUGCCAGAAAAACCACUGGCCUGACCACAAAGGCCUCUGUCGCCCUGAGAACAUAGGCUAUCCUUUCCUGGUCAGUGUACCUGCCUCACGGCUGACUUACGCCCGUCUUGCUCAGCUGUUGGAGGGCUAUGCCCGGUACUCUGUGAGUGUGUUCCAGCCUCCCUUCCAGCCUGGCCGCAUGGCUUUGGAGUCCCAGGGUCCUGGGUGCACUACACUGCUCUCCACUAGUUCCCUAGAGGCUGGGGACAGCGAGAGGGAUCCCAUUCAGCCGCCUGAGCUCCAGUUGGUGAACCCUGUGGCUGAGGGGGACACAGGGGUUCCCCGGGCAUGGGCAGCCCCUGAUCGGGGCCCUGUGCCUAGCACCAGUGGAAUUUCUCCUGAGAUUCUGGCUAGUGGGCCCAUUGAGGGUGGCCCUUUGCCUGCUGGCGAAAGGGUGUCCCGGCCUGAAGCUGCUGUGCCUGGGUACCAGCACCCAAGUGAAGCCAUGAAUGCCCACACACCCCAGUUUUUCAUCUACAAAAUCGAUGCAUCCAACCGAGAGCAGCGGCUGGAGGACAAAGGAGACACCCCGCUGGAGCUGGGCGAUGACUGUAGCCUGGCUCUGGUUUGGAGGAACAAUGAGCGCCUGCCGGAGUUUGUCUUGGUAGCCUCCAAGGAGCUGGAAUGUGCAGAGGAUCCAGGCUCUGCUGGCGAGGCUGCCCGGGCUGGCCACUUCACCCUGGACCAGUGCCUCAACCUCUUUACGAGGCCUGAGGUGCUAGCCCCGGAGGAGGCCUGGUACUGCCCACAGUGUAAACAGCACCGUGAGGCCUCCAAGCAGCUGCUGCUGUGGCGCCUGCCCAACGUUCUCAUCGUGCAGCUCAAGCGCUUCUCCUUUCGCAGUUUCAUCUGGCGUGACAAGAUCAACGACUUGGUGGAAUUCCCUGUUCGGAACCUGGACCUGAGCAAGUUCUGCAUUGGUCAGAAAGAGGAGCAGCUGCCCAACUAUGACCUGUAUGCUGUCAUCAACCACUACGGAGGCAUGAUCGGUGGCCACUACACUGCCUGUGCACGCCUGCCCAACGAUCGUAGCAGCCAGCGCAGUGACGUGGGCUGGCGCUUAUUUGAUGACAGCACGGUGACGACAGUAGAUGAGAGCCAGGUGGUGACGCGUUAUGCUUACGUACUCUUCUACCGCCGACGGAACUCUCCUGUGGAGAGGCCCCCCAGGGCAGGGCAUUCUGAGCACCACCCAGACCUAGGCCCUGCAGCUGAGGCUGCUGCCAGCCAGGGACUAGGCCCUGGCCAGGCCCCCGAGGUGGCCCCCACGCGGACAGCCCCUGAACGCUUCGCCCCCUCUGUGGACCGCCCAGCCCCCACCUACAGCAACAUGGAGGAGGUCGAUUAGCAGGUCCCUGGCUGAAGGGGGGGGUGGGGCUGGGUUUGGGGAAUCCCCUGCAGAGGGCUGUCUUUUUGCCGCUUCUUCUCUAACCCAGAGGACACUGGCUCCAUCAAUGGGAGUUGGGGGUAUGACUUGGGGGUGGGGACCUCACAGGGUUGGGACCUCUUGUCAGCUUGGCCCCCUGACCGGUGGGCCUUGGCUUCUCCAGCCACCUCCAGUACUGCGUGAUGUGAUUCUCAGUUGUACCUUCCAAUUCUUUCUGAUCUGCAUUAUAAAUGUUAUAAUUUUAUUCUAAAAAUUGUAAUUUUUUUUUGCAUUUUGGAAGUGAUUGCUGCUGUUUAAAUAUAUUUUAAGAAUAAAUAAUAAAUAAGCAGACUUGAUGAGUGAUCACCACAUGCUGUGGCCA
Molecule: messenger RNA, 4736 nt
Organism: Lepus europaeus (European hare)
Lineage: Eukaryota; Metazoa; Chordata; Mammalia; Lagomorpha; Leporidae
Gene: USP19
Product: ubiquitin specific peptidase 19
Exons: 28
Coding region: 359-4336 (1325 amino acids)
Biological process (GO): protein deubiquitination
Molecular function (GO): cysteine-type deubiquitinase activity
Source: RefSeq, a predicted model, not a curated record